GAGGUCUUGGCGCAGGCGCGGUGUGGGCGGCGCAGGCCUUGAGGAGCCGGGGGAUCGCAGCUCAGGCCCGGCCGGGAGACGGAGCGAAAUACGCGGCUGUAUCUCUGCGGGAGAGGCGUCGCUGCUCUCCGGUGGGCACCGGGCUGUGGGGAGACGCCACCCACACCCGCCAUUGCAGCCGGCGGGACGGUCACGUGGGCCGCUGCAAAAGAAACUAAAAUCCUGCAGACGUCGGGAUCCUGAGGUAAAACCCCGCAGCUGCUGCAAACCUGAGCAGUCAUGGCUGACCGAUCGAUGGGGACCCCGCACCUGGGCCCGACUCCAGCAGCAGCUGCGACGGCAGAGAGCGUGGGGGACAUGGACCCGGUGGAGUACAUCCUCCGCAAGCGGCUGCCUCACAAGCUGCCCCGCCGCAAGAACGACAUCUACAUCAACAUGAAGACCGACUUCAAGGCGCAGCUGGGCCGCUGCCAGAAGAUGCUGGAGGCCGGCGGCUUCAGCGAGAUCUGCAUCCACGGCCUGGGGCUGGCCAUCAACCGGGCCAUCAACAUCGCCCUGCAGCUGCAGGCAGCCAGCUUCGGCGCCCUGCACGUCGCCGCCAACACCUCCACCGUCGAGCUGGUCGACGACCUGGAGCCCGAGCUGGAUCAGGCCGAGGCUGUCACCCGCACCAGGAACAAUUCCGCCAUCCACAUCAAGGUCUUCCUGGCGCUCCCCAAGGGCGAGCGGGUGGAGCCGCUGAACCCCUGUAACUGAGGGGCCACGCACGCACGCAAGCUUCCGUUACCAGCCCAAUCCACUCAUUCAUCCAGGGCCAGUCCAGUGGGUACGUCCCAGCAUUUUGUGUCUAUCUUCGGUGUAAACUGCGUCUGCAGUUCCUUCCAACACACUGUGCCCCAUUCAUUCAUUGAGGGCCAGCUAGUGUGUGUCUUCAUUCAGGGCCAGAUAGUGUGUGUUCUCACCUAUUCAUUCAGGAUCAGGCCACUGCAUGUCCACAUCCGUUUACUCCCGGCCAGUCUAGUCUGUCCCCAUCCAUUCAUUCAGAGCCAGCCUAGUAUGUUCAAGUAACCCUUGCUUUCCCUCACCCACCCUAGUCCGACUAGAUUCAUUGCUCGUUUACAGAAGGGUUUCGGCCCGAAACGUUGCCUUUUUCCUUCGCUCCAUAGAUGCUGCUGCACCCGCUGAGUUUCUCCAGCAUUUUGGUCUACCUUCGAUUUUCCAGCAUCUGCAGUUCCUUCUUAAACACAAUAGAUUCAUUGCCCUCCUGAUUCAUUUCAGUUUGUAUGUGCCA
Amblyraja radiata (thorny skate) is the source of this 1291-nucleotide messenger RNA. It is a transcript of the gene pop7, whose product is annotated as POP7 homolog, ribonuclease P/MRP subunit. NCBI's taxonomy places the organism in Eukaryota, Metazoa, Chordata, Chondrichthyes, Rajiformes, Rajidae. The transcript is spliced from 3 exons. The coding region runs from base 280 to 756 and encodes 158 amino acids. Gene Ontology annotation, biological process: tRNA 5'-leader removal. Gene Ontology annotation, molecular function: nucleic acid binding. Gene Ontology annotation, cellular component: ribonuclease MRP complex; nucleolar ribonuclease P complex; nucleus. The record is from RefSeq and is a predicted model, not a curated record.